Messenger RNA from Acanthopagrus latus (yellowfin seabream), 1047 nucleotides. Its product is annotated as putative methyltransferase DDB_G0268948. Gene Ontology annotation, molecular function: S-adenosylmethionine-dependent methyltransferase activity. NCBI's taxonomy places the organism in Eukaryota, Metazoa, Chordata, Actinopteri, Spariformes, Sparidae. The record is from RefSeq and is a predicted model, not a curated record. Bases 28 to 837 code for a protein of 269 amino acids. The transcript is spliced from 6 exons.
GCUACACCUGUCAGCUGACACAGAAAGAUGGAUUCACGACAAUAUGAAGGAAAAGCUCAUGCAGCCGGCUACCUCAAGUAUAGAGUAGUACCCCACGAAGUAAUCAGCAGGAUCGUAAGCAGCACUGAGAAGAAGGAACCAAACACAUGGGAACUUGCAGUGGAUGUGGGCUGCGGUUCAGGCCAAUCCACGAUCCCCCUGGCUGCUCACUUUGCAACGGUUGUUGGCACGGAUAACAGCGCCGCCCAGCUGGAGAUGGCACUGACUAAUAGCAACCCUCCAAAUGUAUCAUACAGGCAGUGCUCGGCAGAAGAGCUGCCGUUUGCUUCCGGUGAGGUGGACCUCGUGAUGUCCAUGUCAGCAGCUCAAUGGUUCGACCGCCCGAAGUUCCUCAUGGAAGCGGACAGGGUGCUGAGGCCGGGAGGCUGCCUGGCUGCUGGGUGCCACACCAGCGAUGCAGAGCUGGAGUUUGGGGAUGUUUCUGACACACUUAAUGACAUCUGUAGAGAGUUUUAUGCUGCACUGGGUCCUUUCCGACCCACUGAAGACCUGAGCUUUGCAAAGAUGUACAUCGAAAUGUUUGACUCUUGCCCAUACCCAGACAAAGAGUGGAUUGAGUGUUUCCGGAUAAAACGGAUCGUGCCACUGACUGGAUACAUUGGCAUGGUGGAGAGUUAUUCCAGCUACCAGAGUCUCCUACGAAAGGACCCCGCUGAGGCUGAACGUCUUUCCACUGACAUCAGGAACAAGUUGCUGUCCGCCAUGAAGGUGUCGUCUCCUGAGACCGAAGUUACGGUGGUUUCGAAGUUUUUCUACGGGCUGGCACGCAAGCCUUGAUGAUUCUGAUUCGCAGAAACCUGCGCGCCAGAGAUUCCCUGUGUGUUUGGGUUGUGGUCUCAUUAACAAAAGUGAUGUGUCACUGGAACCAUUUGCCAACAGUUGCACAGCACAAAUGUCCACUGAUCGUGACCCGAUCAACCAAAAAAAGAAAUGAGGCUUUUGUUUUCGUGACCAAAAACACUAAAUAAAAAUCUCUAUGAAGAGUCC